This is a messenger RNA of Phyllostomus discolor (pale spear-nosed bat), 7593 nucleotides long. RefSeq names its product zinc finger protein 530-like. Lineage: Eukaryota; Metazoa; Chordata; Mammalia; Chiroptera; Phyllostomidae. Gene Ontology annotation, biological process: regulation of transcription by RNA polymerase II. The transcript is spliced from 3 exons. The coding region runs from base 376 to 2568 and encodes 730 amino acids. Gene Ontology annotation, molecular function: DNA-binding transcription factor activity, RNA polymerase II-specific; RNA polymerase II cis-regulatory region sequence-specific DNA binding. The record is from RefSeq and is a predicted model, not a curated record.
UCAAAUGUAUGUUCUACAGUCUUGUAUUAUAUCUGUCAUGUACUUAUGAUGGCGUAAGUAGGUUAUUUGUGUGAUAAAAUUGUCCACCCUAAUUCAGGAAUACCUCUUUUAUUAUGACGGUCUGUAUUGGGCUCACAGAUAAUGUGUUUUUAUGAACACGUACUCAAGACCUUUCGCCAGGAAAAGAUGACAAAUUUCCUUAGCCAUUUUCAGGAUGUAUCUUUAAUGAGGACUUGUCAUUUCCCAUACGCCUUAACGGCGGAUCCUGGUCUUCUCUGCUGGAGUGAUGUAGGAACACUACUGAUCCCUGCCGUGGACUCUCUGACCCACGUUAUCUAAAGUACCCUGUGUUGAAUACCGGCUGAAGCCUAGCCAAUGAAGGGUCAGGAGAGGCGUUUCCAUUGUCGCGCACACGGAGGGGGGCGGAACUUCCGGGGCUCUCCUCACCGUCGACAUUUUGCAUCAGCCGUAGUCCAAUUAAAUAACUCCUCAGAAGCGCCACAUCACUGGAGUCUGGUGGAGAUGAGGGGACGGGGAAGGCGCCAGAGUGGGGGUCCACACAGAAUAUCGGCAACUAAGAAGCUGGGCGACGCUGCCUGGGAGGUUGGUGCCGGCGCCGGAAUGGGGGCCGCCAUAUCGGGGGCGGUCUCCUCUCCCUCUACCACUGUUAGGCCUCGCCCACAUCGUCCGUUUGUGACCUCGCUGAGGUGCCGGACUGAGGUUGGUGUGACUUUUGCAGACAUUGCCCUGUACUUCUCUAAGAAAGAAUGGUACCUCCUUGAUGAGGAUCAGAGACGCCUGUACCUGGAUGUGAUGCUGGAGAACUUUGAACUUAUAUCCUCACUGGGUUGCUGCUGUGGAGCAGAGGGUGUGAAAGCAUCAAAUGAAGAAAAUGUUUCUAUAGAAGUGUCACAGGCAAAGAAAUCGAAUAUACCUUUUUCUCCCUGGCAUUGCCACCCCUGUGAGAGUUGUGGGCCAAUCUUGAGAGACAUUUUUCACUGUAUUGACCAGCAGGAAACACAACACAAACAGAAACUGCUGAGAUGUGGAGCAUGUGGAAAACAAUUUUAUUUCAGUACAAAGUGUCAGCCUUACCAGGAGCACCACAUGAGAGAAAAGCCUUUCAUGAGAAGUGUGGACAGGAUGCCACUUGCAAAAAGUUGCAAUUUUAAUGUGUCCCAGAAGCUUUUUACCUGUGGGAACUUUGGGCAGGAUACCCUUACCAGGUUAGGACAUCAGCAACAGGCUACUCAAGCCGGGGACAGACCAAAUGAUAUCUUGACGUUUGGAGUGACUCCUCAAAGCAGCAAAAGUUAUUGCACACUGAAUGAGUAUAAAAAAGCACUUGGCUGCAACCACACAUUUCUUGAGAACAAAGCUGUUCCUACUGGGACACAAUGUUUUGUAUGUCAUCAAGGUGAAAAAUAUUUUACCAGUAUUUCUAGUUUUCAUUAUUGUCCGAGAGUUCACACUGGAAAGAGACCCCAUGAGGGCAGUGAGUGUCUGAAAUCUUUUAGCAGGCUCUAUUACCUUCAUUUACAUCAUGGAAUUCACACUGGAGAAAGGAAUUAUGAAUGCAGUGAAAUUGGGAAAUCUUUAAUCAGUAGCACUAGCCUUCGUUAUCAUCAGAGGGUUCACACAAUAGAAAAGCUUUAUGAGUGCGUUGAGUGUGGGAAGUCUUUUACCACUAGCACAAGCCUCCAAGAUCAUCAGAGAUUUCAUACUGUAGAAAGGCUUUAUGAGUGCAGUGAAUGUGGGAAAUCUUUUACCAGAAUUAAUCACCUUCAUUGUCAUCAGAGAGUCCACACUGGAGAAAGGCCUUAUGAAUGCAGUGAAUGUUGGAAAUCUUUUACCACAAUUGGUGAUUUUCAUCGUCAUCAGAGAGUUCACACUGGAGAAAGGCCUUAUGAAUGCAGUGAAUGUGGGAAAUCUUUUACCACUAGCACUAACCUCCGUUACCAUCAAAUCUUUCACACAGGAGAAAGGCCAUAUGAAUGCUUUGAAUGUGGGAAAUCUUUUACAACUAGCACUAGCCUCCGUUAUCAUCAGAGAAAUCACACUGGAGAAAGGCCUUAUCAUUGCAGUGAAUGUGGGAAAUCUUUUACAAGAAUGUAUCAUCUUUGUUGUCAUCAGAGAGUUCACACUGGAGAAAGGCCUUAUGAGUGCAGCGAAUGUGGGAAGUCUUUUACAACUAGCACUAGUCUCAGAUAUCAUCAGAGAUUUCACACAGGAGAAAGGCCUUAUCAUUGCAGUGAAUGUGGAAAAUCUUUUACCAGAAUUAAUCACCUUCAUUGUCAUCAGAGAGUUCACACUGGAGAAAGGCCUUAUGAGUGUAGUGAAUGUGGCAAAUCUUUUACCACUAGCACUAGGCUCCGUGUUCAUCUGAGAGUUCACACAGGAGAAAGGCCUUAUCAGUGCAGGGAAUGUGAGAAAUGUUUUAGCACUAGCACUAACCUCCGUGUUCAUCUGAGAGUUCACACAGGAGAAAGGCCUUAUUGUUGCAGUGAAUGUGGAAAAUCUUUUACCAGAAUUGAUAUCCUUCGUUAUCAUCAGAAAGUUCAUACAUGAGAAAGGCCUUAUAAAUGCAGAGAAUGUGGGAGAUUUUAUAGUUGCACUACUUAUUACAAUCAGAUGUGGAAAUCUUUCAACAAAAAUGAUAACACACAUGACUUCACAUGGAGGAUUAUCAUAGAAGAGUAGGAAUUGUACAGAUUCUUUUUUUUUUUAAUGUUAAUGCCAAAAGAAAUUCUUUUAAGCCUUGUUCAUCUGAAUCAAAUCACAUAAAGCCAACCAUGUACAUAGGGAGGUUCCACAUACUUUUUUUCUGCUGCAUUUCUAUUUUUCUCUGUACAUUUUAUUUAUUUUUUAACAUUUUAUUGAUUAUGCUGUUAGAGUUCUAUUUUUUUCUCCCAAUUAUUACCCUCUGUCCUGCGCCCCACCUCCACCAGCAUGCUCCCCCUUAACUCAUGUCCAUGGGUCGUACAUAUUAAGUGUUUUUGGCUUCUCCAUUUUUAUACUAUUUUUAACCCUCCCCAUGUCUAAUAUGUACCUACCAAUUAUGCUUCUUCUUCCUUGUAACUUCCCCCCCUUCUCCCUCCUCCCCCUCCCUGCUGAUAUUCCUCCAUGUGCUCUCCAUUUCUGUGAUUCUAUUCCUCUUUUAGUUGUUUCCCUUUUUUUUUUUUUUGGUUUAGCUGUCUUUGUUGUCAUUUUACUCUUCAUAGUUUUCAAUCUUUUUAAAUAAGUCCCUUUAACAUAUCAUAUAAUAAAGGCUUGAUGAUAAUGCACUCCUUUAAUGUGAUGUUAUUUGGGAAGCACUUUAUCUGCCCUUCCAAUCUAAAUGAUAGCUUUGCUGGAUAGAGUAAUCUUGGGUGUAGGUUCUUGCCUUUCAUGUUUUUGAAUACUUUCCAGCCCCUUCUUGCCUGUAAGGUUGAAAUCAGCUGAUAGUCUUAUAGGGACUCUUUUGUAGGUAACUGUUUCCUUUUCUCUUGCUGCUUUUAAUAUUCUCUCUUUAUCUUUAAUCUUGGCUAAUGUAAUUAUGAUGUGCCUUGAUAUGUGCUUCCUAGGGUUCAGCUUCUUUGGGCCUCUCUGAACUACCUGGACUCCCUGGAAGUCUUCUUUUGCUAGAUUGGGAAAGUUCACUAUUUUUUCAAAUAAGUUUUCAGUUUCUUGCUCCUCCUCUUCUGGCAUGCUUAUGAUUCAGAUGUUGGAAUGUUUACAGUUGUUCUGGAUGUUCCUAAACCUCUCCUCAUGGUUUUUGAAUUCUUGUUUCUUCAUUCUGUCUGGUGGAAUGUUUAUUUCUUCCUUCUGCUUCAAAUUGUUGAUUUGAAUCCCGGUUUCCUUAAUGUCACUGUUGGUUCCCUGUAUAUUUUUCUUUAUUUCACUUUACAUAGCUUUCACUUUUUCCUCCAUUUUUCAACCAUACUAAAUCAUUUUUGUGUGCAUCGUAAUUACCAGUGUUUUGAACUGUGCAUCUGACAGGUUGGCUAUCUUCCUCGCUUAGUUCUACUUUUGGAGCUCUGUUCUUUCAUUUGGGCCAUACUUUUUUUGUCUUGGCAUGCUUGUUACUUUAUAAGGGGUGAAGCCUUUGGUGUUGGAGGGGACAGCCCAGGUUGCUGCAUUGUAGCACUAUAUGUGGAGGAGGGGUCUGACAGGGAACAAUGCUGCUUGUGUACAUUCUAGGACCUUGUGGGUCUCUCCAAUGAACUUUCCUGUGAGGCUGGGAGUUUCUUCUGCUUCCGCAACCCCUGAAGGUCUUUGCAGCCAGGGAUUUUGAGGUUUUAUUGUCCUGCACUGGGACCAUGGCUUGCAUGGUCUGUCUUGCUCCCCAGUUGUUCCUCCCAGUUUAUCCACUCUCAAAUGUGGGACCUCUAGGCCUUCACCUGACCAUGCGUCCUGUGCCCUGGCUGCCUGUCUCCGCCCCUCGUACCAGUUUGAGUAAUGUUUCUUCUUUAAUUCCUUGGCUGUCAGACUUCCAUACAAUUCAGUCUUCUGACACUUCUGGUUGUUGUUUUUGUUUUUUGGGGUUUUUUUUUUUUUGCUUUUAAAUUUGUUGUUUUUCUUUUGUUUGUGUGAGGGGGCAAAGUGUAUCUACCUACAUCUCUGUCUUGUCUCGGUCCAUUUUAAAUUCCACAGCCAUAUAAUUUUAUUGUAUAGGAAGCCUGUGUCCAAGUUGCACCUCUCAGCUUACCCAAGUAUUUUGCCAGAUAUCUCCAUGUCAUUCCAUAUUUCUGUAGCUGAAGAUUUUUUAAAUUAAAUUUAUUUAUUUUUAGAGUUGGGGAAAAGAGAAAGAAAGAAAAGAAAGGCAAAUCAGUGUAAGGGAGAUACAUUGUUUGGUUGCCUUUCACAGAACCCUGCUGGGACCUGUCUGGCAAUCCAGAGCUGGGACUGAACUAGCGACAUGUAGGUUCACAGGCCAGCACUCGAUCCACUGAGCCACACCAGAAAGGGCAAAAUUAGGAGUAGGCUAACUUAUUUUUAGAUUCUCAUUCCUUUUUCACUCACUAGUUGAUGCACUUUUAGCCCAGAGAAUAUCUGAAUUCAGCUGUCAUCUUGCAGAAGGCCUGUUUAUUUUCAGGGAUAUGCUCUUACCAGUUAUCAGUAAUAAAUUUCUGAGUGUCCACAUCACCCGUGCAAGAACUGCCAUGCUUCCUUCUUUUUGGAUUGUAAUAUAAUGAAAACCUUUUUUUCUGAAUUCUUUGGGCGUUCUGUGUAUUGUCUGGGGUAGUUUGUAAGUAGAUUUGUGAUCUACAAGCAUGAAAUGGUGAACAAUUGUACGCAUGUCUCAAACUUUCUCUGACUCUGAGUACAGUUUGUUGCAGAAAUUAACUCAGCAGUUUUUCUCAAACUUGGAUUCCUUCUUACAAUCACCUAGGCAAGACUAGUGGGCUCUCUAGUUUUCAUGAGAAGCCUAGAUGCUGUGAGUUUUAAGAGACACAGGAUCACUCCAAGAGGGGGUAUCUAAGACAACCUUAAGUAUGUAUAGAUGCAGCAUGAAUUUUUUCUUUGCAAAGGAUGCCAAUAUUUUGGGGAGAAAAUCUCGCCCAGGUUUUGCAAUAGGCUGUGUGUCAUAACAGUUGCAUGGGUGAUGAUCUCUAGUAGCUUCACAGGGAUUAAGGGAAACUGAUUGCAACAGAAACACUAGCCUAAAGAGGUGCUUGAGGAGACUGCACCUAAUUAGAUGGAAUGUGUGUCUUCUGAGUAGUAAGUAAAAGUUUUUUCAAAAAGUUGGUCAUUUUGGUCAUUUAUUAGGUGUUAAUGUCAAAGCCAUUGGUGCCCUGGCAGAAAAGAAAAAUAAAGGAUAUCUUUAGUUGAGGGAUGUUGCUUCAUGACCCACCCAGCAUUCUUGCUGCUUUCAUGACAGUUUUUUUUUUAUUGGCUAUGUUUGCUCACUGAGGCAAAGUCUCUCCCAGGAGUCAUGAGAACAUGGAUUGAAUAUAGACUUGCCAAACCUAUAUUCAAAAGGUAUUGGACAUACAAAGUUUUCAAAUACUGAAUUAUCUUUAAAAGUUUUAAUGAAUAUCAUAUUUGAAGUAUGAUAUUUAGUGAGUCUUCACAUAUACUUAAAACUGAAAUCAUCACCAUAGUCAUAAUAUUGAUUCUAUCUGUUCCUGGGAAUUUACUUCAUGGCCUUUUUUAUUUCUGCUACCUCUUCGCCUGUCUGUAAGUAAACAUUGAUUUACAUUUCCAUAUAUGGAGAUUUUUAAUGGUAGUAGCUCAUCUGUUUGAGAAAUAUUGCUAUACCACUGCAGACAGGCCUUGUGAAUGCAGUGAAUAUGGGAAGUAUUUCAGAGGAAAGUGUAAACUUUGUUCUCAUCAGAGUAUUCACACUGGACAAACUUCUUGGAAUACGGUGAAUGUCAAAAAUCUUUUACCAUAGCACUAUUCUCCAUUAUCAUCAGGUAUUUCACAUAGGAGAAAGGCCUUAUGAAUGCAAUGAAUAUGGGAAAUCUUUUAUUCUAAAGCAGCAACUUCAUUGUCAUCAGAGAGUUCACACAGGAGAAAGGCCUUAUAAGUGCGGUUAAUAUGGGAAAUCUUUAGCCAAAUUUCUAAUCUUCCUCUGCACAUAAGAGUUUAUAUAGGGGAGUGGGGAAGGUCUUAGAUGUAUAGCAAAGGUACAGCGUUUUUUUUCCCAUGUUAAUAAUACUAUAGGAAACUGGAGCCUUGUUUGUGUGAAUCAAAUAUACAGCCAAACAUGAACAGUAGGAAGGUGCCACAUAAUUUUUUUUUAUAUGUGAAGCAGGUGUGUCCAUGUCACACUUACUUUACCCAGGUCUCUUUUUAGAUUCAUGUCAGUUCAGAUUUCUGUGCUGAAAAUAUUUCACCUGCAGCACCUAUAGGGUUCUGAGAGAUGUGUGAGUCAUCAUCCUAAUGUGCUCAGAAAGGAUAACUGUUAUCCAGUUUGUGAGGUAAAAGUAGGAGUAGCCUAACUUCAGGGCUUUAUUCCUUCCACUCCUACUAAUUGGCGCAGACCUGAUUCAGUUUCAGCCCAGAAAAAGUCAUCUGAGUACAGUUGUCAGUUUGCAGAAGGAUGGCCUUUUUUGGGACAUGCUUUUUUUAUACACCAGUGAUGACUUUUGAAUUUCCAAGUCUAAGAACUGCCAAGCUAAUAUUCCUUUGGUUUGUAAAAUAAUCAAGGCCUUUUUCCUAUGUCUUUAAUCUUGAACAUUGUAUUAUUGUGUGUGGUAGUUAAUAACAGUUUUUGGCCCUACAAGCAUAAAGACAUGAACAACUUUUAUAUGUGUCUCAACCUUUCUCUGCCUCCAUGGGGACAAUUUUUGCUACAGAAAUUAACAUGACAGCUUUUUUCCAGACUUGCAUUCCUGCUCAUAUCCACCCAGGCAAGACUGGGCUCUCUAGUUCUCAUGAGAAGCCUCAAUGCUGUGAGUUUCAGGAGACAGAUCACUCCAAAAGGGAGCAGCUAUGACAACCUCAAGUACAUCUGGGAGCAUCAUGAAUUCUUUUCUUUUUUGUAAAGGACACCAACACUUUUGAAGGGAGUUUCUGGUCCAGGUCUUCCAGAUACCAUGUGCCAUAAUGUCUGCAAUUCCAUAGGUGAUGGUGGUUAAUUGCAGCAACGUAGAGCUCUGGGGAAAA